Messenger RNA from Scomber scombrus (Atlantic mackerel), 1034 nucleotides. Its product is annotated as protein C19orf12 homolog. Bases 1 to 426 code for a protein of 141 amino acids. The record is from RefSeq and is a predicted model, not a curated record. NCBI's taxonomy places the organism in Eukaryota, Metazoa, Chordata, Actinopteri, Scombriformes, Scombridae. The transcript has 2 exons.
AUGUGUCAUCGGAUCGAUGAUGUUAUGAAGCUGUGUUGUGAGUUAUCUGCCAAUCAGCAAAUCCAGACCACAGUGAAGGGCUCAGGGAAGGGAGCAGCAGCAGCUGGGGGUCUGGCCUUCGCUGGAGGAUUGGUUGGAGGUCCUCUAGGUAUCGCAGUGGGUGGUGCUGUAGGAGGCCUUCUUGGCUGCUGGCUGACCAGUGGACAGUUUAAACCGCUGCCUCAGAUCAUCAUGGAGCUCAGCCCUCAGCAGCAGCAGAAGCUUUACAGUGACCUCGUGGCCAUCCUGGGAGAAAUUCAGUGGACAGAUGUGGCCCAGCUAACAGCUCUAGUGAUGGGCAACGCCGCACUGAAGCAGCAGCUUACAGCCGCUCUUCUUGGGUAUAUCACCAAGGAGCUCCAAGCAGAGGUGCAUUAUGUGGAUUAGAGUUUGUGGACACACUGCCUCAGGAGGAGCCUUUGAAGAAAACACGAACUGUUUUUAUAAAGCUGGAAAGACUUAAUUAAAUGUGAAAUCAUAUAAUGUAAAAUUGUGAAGACAUCACAGUCCUGGUAACAGGUAACACUGGUUAAAAGUUUGCCCAUUAAUGUGAAUUCCAACAGCUGUAUAACUGGAUUUAUUUAUCAUGUGAAGUGCACUCAUCAGCUGAAGAAUUCUUUAAUUAUGCCUACAAUGCCACUGAUCAAUAGGGGUGGGGGAAAAAAUGAAUACAGCAUAGUAUCGCAAUAUUUUGCGUGGCAAUAUUGUAUUGAUACAUGGACUCCAAGUAUUGAUCUUUUAUUAUAUAAAUUGCAAAUGAAAAUUGAAGUUUUUGGUACUAGAAUAAUAAAAUCAACUGCUUUUUCAGUCCACUAGAUGGCUCUAGUUUGUUUUCUGGUGAGGCCAGCACAGGUGACAGUCAGCAUGCAGGAUGUAGUUUUCCUUUGGGGACAUAAUUUGCAGUUGAAAAAAGGUAAUGAAUUGCAAUAUAUCGCAACAUAUUUAAAAUUUGCGAUAGUAUUGUGAUAAUAUUGUAUCAUGGAACCAUUGGUGAU